Molecule: messenger RNA, 792 nt
Organism: Mesorhabditis belari
Lineage: Eukaryota; Metazoa; Nematoda; Chromadorea; Rhabditida; Rhabditidae
Source: the annotation of a GenBank genome assembly
AUGAGGGAAAAGCUCACUCAACCAUGUCCCGGAAUUGUCAGUGAUUUGGUCGACGCAAGAUCGGUUGCCGUCGAUUUUCAAUUUGUUGGCGGAGCUGGGGAUGGUGAUGAGGUUACGGUAAUCACAGGUGAUCAAGUGAGAACUGUUCGCUUUCCUGGUUGCUACGAUGUGAAAGUUUCAUUUGCACUUAAACGACCCCUCAAAAAUCCCUAUAUCGAAGCUUUCUUACAAUUGGGUACCAAUUUGCCGUGCAGAACUGAGCAUUCAUCGAUAUUGAAAAAUCCAGGAAAUGAUAUUUGCACAAAUAUCACAAAAACCUCUUGGUGUCCACAAAGCCAAAAUGCUCAACUAAGGAAAAUGUUGAAUGGGAAAAGUACUUGCCAAUUUUGCAACGUUUGCGAUUCAGCGAAAAGAAACGAAGAUCUGCAGAGAUAUGUUCAAAGUUCGACUGAGCAAAAAUGUGAUAACGAUUCGGGCCGGCAGACCGUCUCUUUAAGGAUGUGCACUCCAUCCCGGCAGGAAAUCCGCGAAAAGGAGGGUGACGAGAAAAUGGAAGAGUAUUGGAGCUAUCUCAAGCAGGGAGUGUUGACCACAGUGAUUCAUGUACUUGAUCGAGCCGGUCCUCAAUCGUCGAAAUGUGUGCAAAUGUGCCACACGCACCGAUCGCGCAAGUUGAUCAGCAAAAAUUACAAGAAAACUCUCCUACAAUCGAUUCAAAAAGUGUGCUCACCCCAGGACAUUUAUGCUGCAUGUGUUUUCCAUACUCAGAAAUUCGAUGUUGUUUCCGAUUUU